Molecule: messenger RNA, 1074 nt
Organism: Verticillium nonalfalfae
Lineage: Eukaryota; Fungi; Ascomycota; Sordariomycetes; Glomerellales; Plectosphaerellaceae
Exons: 3
Coding region: 1-1074 (357 amino acids)
Source: RefSeq, a predicted model, not a curated record
AUGUCGGCGCUGAGCCAUGGCAUGCAUGAUUUAUUGGGCAGCCUCGCCAUCACCGGCGAGCAUCCACUUCGUCUCCCUCACUCUCUCCCGCACGAGGCUCUUGCACCCUCAGACCCCCCUGAACAAACGAGGCAGGUGGAGCACAGCCGCCAGCUGACUUGGGUGAAGGCGCCGGCUCUGGUUCGUUUCUUGCUGGCUCUCACCAUCUGCAUUACAGGCCAUUUCCUCCCUUUUGCCCUCCGACGUUACACAUCAAUCGACGAGGUCUGGGACAAGAUCGUUACCAUUGCUAUUCCUCACUUCUUGGAGCUUGUGUGGGAUCAUGAAGUUCAGCCUUGCUUGGACUCAAUGUCCUUUGAGGCCCUGAAGAAGAUGGCCGGCCCUGCGGAAAAAACACGGCGAGGCAUCAGAAAGUCCGACGCGCCCAACGCCUUCCUCAAGAGCUGUCUGCUGAAAGCGCCGUCGAUCAUUGCGAUGAGCGCGAUGAACCUUGAAAAGCAGAUGGGGCUUCUGUAUGCUGUACUAGCUAGCACUUUCGUCGCUGCGGUGCUCGCCUCCGGGUUCUACUUGGUCUUCUCUCCGCGCGCCGUAUGUACCCAAGGUGCCAAAGAAAUGAGGGACGAUGCAACGGAAGCAGGCGACCCUGGUGCGGAAGCGAUGCAGGACGCCUUCACAGCCUUCCAGGCGCGCACGGCGGUAUGGCGUUUCGCUUGGGGAGGAUGUCAAGUGCUCGGGUUCGGGCUAUUGCUGCCGCACAUGGGCGACCACAACCUUGCCUUCACCUUUGGUCGCGAGCUGUCGGGAUUUCAAGCAACGUGCGAGAAGAUGAUGCAGAAUUUCCACAGAGCCUGCAAGAUCUGGAGAGCCAUGCUCGCGAGGGGCUUCUGGUACACUGCUGCAACUGGUGCUGGAAAGGCUCAGGCGGCGCGACACCCCCGCAUGCCGUGGGUUUCUCAAGCUACGGUGCUGUACAACACGAGUGCUAACGUAGUACAGAGACGAAGAGCAACCGGUGUGGUCAGCGACAGACACUUCAAUCACAAUCGAGACCUCGACGAAGAGCCUCGGAGCUAG